AUGAAUACCAAUCAACUUGUUUUCGCUGCGAUUUUCGGCUGGUCGUUCUUGGUCGACCACGGCAUAACAUCCGAGAAGCUUUGCCUGCCCGCGGUCGUGAAGCUAGAUGAUGACCGCAACUUGGGGGGAGCCGGUUCAUCCAUUGUUGACACUAUCAUCGAGCCAUCUCAUGUCGCUCGACUGGGGGUUCGAGAGAAUCAAAAAAUUACUUCAACAAUUUCGCCUACGCAAGCACAUAGGGCCGCGAAUACGAGAGAACGCAGCAGAGGGCCAGGAGGAGCUAGCUCUGCUUCUGAAGGUCACAGUCCUUCAACCGACGAAGGGGAAUAUUUGGAUUUUUUUUUACAACAUUUGAAAAACUACGUUGACGCACAACGGUUAGGGUCUGGCAAACCAGCGUUCGGAGAAAAUUGGGGAUAUUGGUCGGCUUUCAUAACCAUAGGCACUUCCGGCGAUCGGAAACUAAAAAAGGCAGCAGUAGACAUUCUAGAAAAACAGCCGGAAUGGCUGGAACCAUCGGUUUUUCCGAUGGCAGCAAACCGUGAAACAAAUUCAGGACGCAAACCGGCGUCUUCUACUCCAACUCAGCAAUUAAAAGAUGAAGUCGUUCUUAUUUACAAAAAAUAUCCAGGAUUACUGAGCCAGAACGCACGGAAAGAGUUAGAGUUUUACAUGACGGCGUCUGAGUAUGAUUCGCUCCAGAAGAAACAUGGGUGGGCCGCUGCUAAGUCUAUUCUAAAGUUGCAAGAAGACCCGAAGAAAGCGUCCAAGACUGGGCUAGUACCUCCAUUGAAGCGCAGCGCGAAGGUGUCUCCAAACCCGGGACUGUGCAAGGCAUUAUCGGUCAUUGUAAGGAAGCGGCCAAAUUUGCUCAAUGAGGACACAAAGACUAUGGCAAACAACCUAGGAGUCGAUCUUAGGCGCACACUGUGGUAUGGCGACACGCCGGAAAUAACCGCCGCAUUGGAGCUCAUUCGCCAAAACUAUCCAGACUUGUUUACCGAUGCAAAACCAAUGGAUCAAAACAAAACGCCCAUGGACCCCCGGUCCCCAUCUGGAAACUGA
Molecule: messenger RNA, 1065 nt
Organism: Puccinia triticina
Lineage: Eukaryota; Fungi; Basidiomycota; Pucciniomycetes; Pucciniales; Pucciniaceae
Exons: 1
Coding region: 1-1065 (354 amino acids)
Source: RefSeq, a predicted model, not a curated record